Parnassius apollo (apollo) is the source of this 438-nucleotide messenger RNA. The record is from the annotation of a GenBank genome assembly. Lineage: Eukaryota; Metazoa; Arthropoda; Insecta; Lepidoptera; Papilionidae.
AUGAGAACAAAUGCUGGAUGUCGGAUAUCGGAUUACGACAUUGCUAGUUUGGUCAAAGAAGCAUUUAUAAAAGUAGCUCGAUUGGAUGUUGCAGUAUCUGGAUUCAAAUGCACUGGAAUCCAUCCAUUUGACAGAUAUUUAUUUUAUGACCUAGAUUAUUUGGCUGCAGAUAUGACCAAUAUACUACUAGAACAAACAGAAACUUCAUCGAACGCACUAUAUAACGAACAAGCUGUCGUGAUAUCAAACUUAAUCAUAGAAGAGCAAAUGAAAGUAUCUGAACAAUCUAUUAGUGAGACUAUAACCACAAGUCCCAAACCGUCGACAAGUUCUGCUCCAGAUCUUGUUCAAAUAAUCUAUAACUUAUCACCGUUGCCUGAAGCUUCAAAAAACGAACAGCAACUCGAAAAAGAUAGAGUGAACGAAGUGAAAUUUUAA